Messenger RNA from Ornithodoros turicata, 4494 nucleotides. It is a transcript of the gene DCTN1-p150, whose product is annotated as dynactin subunit 1-like. Gene Ontology annotation, cellular component: microtubule associated complex; nucleus; kinetochore. Gene Ontology annotation, biological process: establishment of mitotic spindle orientation; nuclear migration; cytoplasmic microtubule organization. Lineage: Eukaryota; Metazoa; Arthropoda; Arachnida; Ixodida; Argasidae. The record is from RefSeq and is a predicted model, not a curated record. The transcript is spliced from 6 exons. Bases 89 to 3391 code for a protein of 1100 amino acids. Gene Ontology annotation, molecular function: microtubule plus-end binding.
UUGUCAUUUCAGGCCUUCAGGUGCGGUUCUCCGAGUGAUAUGAUUCAGCUGGCUUGACUUUCGCUUAUCGACACAUUUGUCAGGAGCAAUGGAGGUUGGUGCCCGUGUAGAAGUGGCUGGGAAAGACGUGAAGGGCACGGUGGCCUACGUUGGAACCACAGCCUUUUCCUCCGGUAAAUGGGUAGGCGUCAUCCUGGAUGAACCCAAGGGCAGAAACAAUGGCACCGUACAGGGACGCACCUACUUUACAUGUGACGAAGGCCAUGGCAUCUUUGUCCGGCAGCUUCAACUGAGCCUUCUCGAAGAGGAGGACCCCCAACCAAGUUCUACAUCCGAAACACUACCCACAGAGAUACCUGCUGAGAAAUCACCUGAUCGACCCGAGAGCCGAGCUUCAGAAAGCCAACUCCACGCUCAAGUGCAGGACUUGCAAGAGAAGCUGGACACAUUAGCACGCAAAAGGCAGGAAGAUCGGGCGCUUCUAAAAGACUACGAACGUACCAAGCUACAACUGCAGCAGCUGCUCGAAUUCAAGACGAAGAUCAGCGAGUCCCAGCAAGAACUCCAGCGCCAACUGGUUCAUGCCAGACGCGAGGCCCAGGAAGCGGCCGAGGAACGCGACCGCCAUGCCAACGAGCUGGCCGAGCUGUCGGAAACCAUGGAGAUGGCGACAGUCGAGAAGGAAAUGGCGGAGGAGAAGCUGGACCAGCUGCAGCAAGAGCUGGAACAUUGGAAGGAGAAAUAUGAAAUGCUGGAAUUGGACCACGGCAUCCUGACCACCGAACUCUCAGACCCGUCCUCAGUGAGCUCCACCGGAGGCUUUCGUGUCCAGCAACUCGAGCAGCAGAACUCAAAACUGAAGGACGGUUUGGUGCAGAUGCGUGAUAUGGUCGCUUCGAUGCGUCACGAACAGCAGCAGAAGAGCAAGGAGUUGGACCGGCUGAGCUCCGAGCACGCGGAAGUGACACGGGCACGGACGCAUCUCGAAGAGCGCCUGCAGCACUCCGAGCACACGGUGGCCGACUUACAAGAGCAGCUGGACAUGGCGCUCGGUGCUGAAGAGAUGGUGGAGUACCUGACGGAGAAGAACCUGGCGCUGGAAGAGAAAGUUCGCGAACUAAGAGAGGCGGUGGACGACCUGGAGAAACUGCAGGACGUGAACGAUCAGCUGCAGGAGCAGGCACGCGAGACCGAGCUGGAGCUGCGGGAAGAAGUCGAGAUGGCUCGGGCUCAAGUCGUGGAGUCGCACCGUCGUUUAGAGGCCCUCGCCGAAGCACUUGCCAAUACGGAACAGAUGGUCGGACGCUACAGAGAGUUGACGGCUCAGCUGCGGAACCAGGCUUCUGAGCUCGAACAUCAGCAGCAGCAGCUCCUGUCUCGGGAGGAGGAAGAGGCGUCACUUACGGCUACGUCGUCCGUGGCAGCUACGGCGGACCUUCGUGCACAGGCCUUAGCGGUUGACUUGGAGCUGCGGCGUCUUGAUGCAGCACAAGCAACGCGACACGUCGAUUACCUCUGUUCUUUCCUUCCUGAGGCUUUCCUGGCUCGCGAUCACGAGGCCAUACUGAUGCUGUUGCUUGUGUCCCGUCUGUCUGCCAAGUGUGAGAUUGUUGCAGCUCAGGUUCGCCACAAGUUUCCAGCUCCCCCGGGCGAACUGGCAGCCGAAGCUGUGCUGGGGAGGCCCGAGACGGAGCGGCACGCUUACGGAAAUCACGUCCUGUUCCUGCUGUACGAACUCCAGGGACUGUUGCGACAGUACGAGUGUGCCCUGAACACCUGCAGCGUAGAGUUAUUUACAAAAACGGCUACCUUGUACCCCGAAAUGGUGGCUCAGGAGAAGCUGGUGGAUUUGUACCUGCAGUUAUUGCGCCGGGACGAACUCGACGAACACGUUCCCCUCGAGAACCUGGAGAAAGUGCUGUCGUACUUCCACAGUCUCUACGCUGUUCAUCUAUCGAGUGAACGUGUGGAUGGGGCGCACCUCUUGGGUGAUAACCUCCGGUCCCUCUCUGCAGCUGCAGACGCCGCAGUCUGCAGUCUCGGCGCAAUACGCGUGCUCCUCCCGACCACUGGUGACGCCAUGGCGUGGCUCGACGAGUCGCUAGCCCUCGCCAAAGGAGCUCAGCAGACGUUACGUCGCGCACGCAGACGACUCCCAGCCAGUGCUUGUUUGGAAGUGGGCUCAGAGCUGCGCGAAGAGCUCAGAGAAGUCUGUCGUGGUCUGGGGCGUGCAGCUGCAGUUGCGCUGGCACUGCAUCGGUCAGCUGUGGCCCACGCGACGCAGUCACCCCCACUGUCUGCGGACAAACUGAAAGAGCUGUCGCACGAAGCAACGGACCGCGUGUAUGGGAAGGACGACGACGGACCCGAGCGACUCCGUGAGGCCAUCGCUCAAAGCCAGCAAGUAGCGCAACGAAUCGCCGCUCUGCUGCAAUCGGGAGAGUUGGAACGACAGAAGGAGCCGAUGCCAGAGCCACCGGUCAACGCUUGCGCUCAGGCGGCUCGACAGCAGGCCCGCGACGUCGAUGCGCUCCGCGCGAAGCUCGAAUCUCGUGAUGCCGACAUCGUUGCCCUUCGGAAGGCACUCAAAAUUAAGAGUGAAGAAUACAGCGAAAUGCACGUGCGCAAAGACAUGGCGGAGAAGAAACUGGAGCUGUCUGCACGUGACACCGACGACCGUGUCGACAAGCUACAGCGACAGCUGGACGAGACGAAGAUUCUACUUCGACGCAAAGAAAAGGAAUUCGAGGAGACGCUAGACCAUCUCCAAGCAGACAUCGACGCACUAGAGGCUGAACGGGGCGAGCUCAAAGACAAGUUAAAGCUGGUCUCGAAGAAGACCCUCUACAAGGGACUCGCCGAAGCCGCAGGAGGAGUGCCUGCGCCGUCGUGGCCCCACCUGCAGGACCUGCGCGUUGCCCUGGCUCACACGCAACGCGAACGUGCACGACUGAUGCUGCGCCGAGCCGAAGCCCUCACGAGCGGCGCGCGGCCCCUGAGCGCCCCGUCGAGCUCCGGCCCCCUUCACGACGCGCUCCGCCGCUUAGCACGGGCUCAGAGCGGUACUGUGCAGCUGUGUGCCAACGCACGAGUGGUGGACCUGGCCAAAGAUGCUCGAGGCCGAACGCUCGUCGAUCAGCGUGUCAAGGCUCUGGAAGCAGCACGAGUCUUGUCCGACACACGCCUGGAGGUCGCCUCCGAGGCACCGGGCGCCCACGUGGCAGCACACUGGCGUGGCUUCCCCAGUCCUGCUUUAGGACGAGCCUUGCGUAACGAAGGGGACCAAUUUGUGGGGCGUUUGUGCAGUGCGGGAGCUUCUCAGACCUCAGCCGCCCCGUUGUUGCUCGACGGGGCAGCCCUGCGACGCUUGCAUACUCAGCUCGUUGCGUGACUUGCCUAGCAAUGUUCAAAUUUUCCCGUUGUUACUUCUUGACCACGCUUUCUUUGUCGUCACCGUGAUGAAACGUAGCAGCGGAGUAAGCCGCGCAUUUUAGUAUUUUGGGCGCGGGACUACGUGGAGGCACAGAUAACAUUUACACGCUGAGUCUUUCUCUCUUUCAUUGUGUGAGGUAUCUCAAAUUUGUGAAAUCGAGCAAUGGUAGCUUGUGAUCCUGGAGCAAAAACCACCUUUGUACCCGAGUAUUAUUUAUUUUGUCCCAGUUUUGAGGCAUAAAAUCUUGAUAUUUUACUUUUCAUUUUCAGAGGAAGCAAAACUUGCAGAUUUUAAAGUUUGUGGCGCGACACUACUAAGCCAGGUGGUCCGAAGGUGUUCCUCCAAUAUCUUUCGUAAACUGCAUAGAUUUGAUCAGACAACGUUUAUUGGUUUGUCUUCAUUUGGAUAUUCUUGCCAGGGUGAAGGAAUGGAACUAAAUGGAACGGAAACUAAACAUUAUCGUGACCACACUAAUGAAUUGGCAGAAAUUGUAAAAACGAAAAUUGUCUUCGAACUUCACCUCCUAAGGUUAUGACAGGCAGUGCUGUCUCCUCGGUGUCUGGUAAAGCAUUCUCAUUGGCAUUUUCUGUACGUGUACUGUACUGUUCUGUGUUCUCCCCGGGCAUGUCAGGUCCAUACUCUCAUGGCAAUUUGUGAAAGUAUGAGAACCUGCAAUGCGCGUUACUCUGUCCCAAGGUGUGAAUACAAAAUGAGAAAAUUUGCAGUGUUUUUCUCAGAUUUCAGAUCGUUAUUCAAAAAAAUUUUCUCCCUUAGGCUGCCUAGUCAAAAGAGAGAAAGUGAAGAAUAUUGCUUUAAUGUUACAUACCCACUGCCUCUAAGUAUGAACAGAUUGCUUUAUUUAUUUUUUUGUAUGUGUACCAAAUGUUCCACAAUGUGAAAAGUAGAGGGUGCGAUCAGUGUCACGUCUGCCAGAAAUGUUGUUUUGUUUACGGUCUCAUUUGGAUUAUAUAUUGAUACAUGCUUUAGUGCCAGUUAAAAAAAAGGUGUUAACAGGUUCCUAAUAAUAUGACAUGUAAUCUGAUAAAAAUCUCUCAUUUGUA